Molecule: messenger RNA, 902 nt
Organism: Drosophila willistoni
Lineage: Eukaryota; Metazoa; Arthropoda; Insecta; Diptera; Drosophilidae
Product: farnesol dehydrogenase
Exons: 2
Coding region: 30-782 (250 amino acids)
Source: RefSeq, a predicted model, not a curated record
UCUUAACUCAUCUCAACUCGCCAGAAAUUAUGGAACGUUGGCUAAAUCGUGUGGCUGUUGUAACGGGCGCCAGUUCGGGCAUUGGUUCGGCCAUUGCCAAGGAUUUGGUUAGUUCUGGUCUAACAGUAAUCGGCCUGGCACGUCGCAUCGAACGGGUUAGGGAGCUGCAAGAGAAGCUGCCAGCAGCUCAACGAAAUCGUCUUGUUCCGCUCUACUGCGAUGUGGGCUCUGAGAAAUCUGUGAACGAGGCUUUCGAUUGGAUAUGCCAGCACUACGAUGGCAUCGAUAUAUUGGUUAACAAUGCCGGAACAUUGCAGACGGGCCAAUUGGUUGAUAUGAAAAUCGCUCACAUCCAACAGGUCAUUCAAACCAAUAUCAUGGGCAUUGUCUUGUGCACUCAGCGGGCCUAUCGUUCCAUGAGAGAGCGUCAAUUCGAUGGUCAUAUUGUGUUAAUUAAUAGUAUUCUGGGUCACAAGCUUCAAUCUGCCCAAGUGGGCGUGGCACCUGAUCUCAAUAUCUAUCCACCCAGCAAACAUGCAGUCAAUGCCCUAACCGAAAUGUAUCGUCAAGAGUUUUUGGGUCUGGGCACGCGAAUUAAAGUCACUAGCAUCAGUCCCGGUGCUGUGGAUACGGAAAUAAUUCCAGAUAGUUUGCGUCAUAUUGCUAAUAAAACGAUUUUACAAUCGGAAGAUAUAUCCCAGGCAGUUCUCUUUGCCAUUGCCACGCCUCCUCAUGUCCAAAUACAUGAGUUGACCAUCAAACCAUUGGGCGAGAUCAUAUGAAAACCAAAAUCCAAUAUAACCCAUCCCCAAAUAGUAUUAAUUUUUUUUUCUUCUUCUUCUUUGUUUGAUAUUUCAUUUCUGCAAAUAAAAAGUCAAUUUUGAUUUAUUCAAGGUCAAAAA